Messenger RNA from Scophthalmus maximus (turbot), 2153 nucleotides. RefSeq names its product neutral cholesterol ester hydrolase 1. Gene Ontology annotation, cellular component: membrane. The transcript has 5 exons. Lineage: Eukaryota; Metazoa; Chordata; Actinopteri; Pleuronectiformes; Scophthalmidae. Bases 544 to 1803 code for a protein of 419 amino acids. Gene Ontology annotation, molecular function: carboxylic ester hydrolase activity. The record is from RefSeq and is a predicted model, not a curated record.
AUAAUAAUUUUUAAAAUAUAGCAAAAGCGAGGAUCUUUUCAAGUUUAUGAACAAAAAAUAGCCAGGCAGAAGAAGACCACAGCAAGACUAAACAAAAAAAACAAAUUAUUCGUGUUUUUUUAUUUAUCUAUUAGAAUAACAACCGUACUAACUUACUACAAAGUGAUAAGUGACAAAAAAAAGAGCUUCAUUCACAAUUCACAGCGAAUUUACUAAAAAUAAAUUCCAAAGUUUUGGCAGAAACAUUUGUCAUUUAAAUAUUUAGUUGUAUUUAAUUUCUAAGACCAAAGAUGCAUAGUCAAGCAUAAGAAUAACAAGUAGAAGGAGAAGAACAUAGACGUUAAAAGUGUUUUUUUGAAGGUUUGAGAGGGAUGCGUUUAAUUUAUCUGAUCUGGAUCCUGAUUGGUCCUCCGAGUCCUCCUCAGACCUGCAGGGACGAAUCAGCGAGUCCAGCUGAGUCAGUGUGUAUCCUCCGUCCUGUGGAUGAGAGAGGAGCUCGGACACACACACACACACACACACUGAAGCUGUGUCAGGCACAAGAUGAUGAGGCUGUGGCCGGUCGUGGUGACAGUGUUACUGACGGCGGCGGUCGCUCGUUACGUUUACAUCCCGCUGCCCGACACCAUCCAGGAGCCGUGGAAGCUGAUGAUGGUGGCCGCCGGGCUCCGGACGUCGAUGCACCUGGCCUCGUUGAAGGACUGGCUGGGCUGCGACCACUACAUCAAGUCCGUCGGCCCGUCCCCGUCCUCGGAGAGCGCGGACGGCGCGACGAAGGCCGGCUCAGACGGAGGAGGGGUCGUGCCCGGAGUCAAGGUCAGCGACAUCACCCUGGCCGGGAUCCCGGUCCGGGUCUAUGAGCCCCCGGCGGGAGGGGAGGGCCACCUGAGGAGAGGGUUGAUGUACUUCCACGGAGGGGACUGGGCCUUCGGCAGUGCCGAGAGGCGUUCGAGCGAUGCCCUCAACCGCAUGGUUUCGGACGAGCUCAACACGGUUGUGGCCUCUGUCGAGUAUCGCCGUUAUCCAGAGGUGCACUUUCCGGUGCCGUAUCUAGACUGCCUCGCUGCUGCCAAACACUUCCUGUCCACGGAGGUCCUGGCCAAGUACGCGAUCGACCCCGAGCGCGUGGCCGUGUCCGGCGCGAGUUCGGGGGGGAAUCUGGCCGCUGCGGUCGCUCAGGAGAUUUCCAUCGAUGACGGUGUGAGUGUGAAGUUCAGCGUCCAGGCUUUGAUCUACCCAGCGCUGCAGGCUCUGGACUUCAACACGCCCUCCUACUUGCAGAACCAGGACGUGCCCGUCCUCUACCGGCCCCUCAUGGUUCGGUUCUGGCUGCAGUACCUCGGCGCCGACCCCUCCCUGCAGCCCCAGUGGCUGGUGAACAACCACAGCUCCUCGCACCACCCGGCCAUCACCCCGGAGCUGAGGGCGCGCUCCGACUGGGCCGUGCUCCUGCCGCCGAAAUACAGGAGGAACCACAAGCCUCUCGUCGUUGAAAGGGGUUCGCAGGGGCCGGCGAAGGAGGCGCCGGGCCUGCUGGAUGUGCGGGCGUCGCCGCUGCUGGCGGGACCGGAGGUUCUGGCCAAAUGCCCCCGGGCGUACGUCCUGACGUGCGAGAAUGACGUCUUGAGGGACGACGGGUUCAUGUACGCCCGGCGCUUACAGGACGCAGGGGUCACGGUAACCAACGACCACUACGAGGACGGCUUCCACGGAUGUUUCAGCUUCAUCGUCUGGCCUGUGGAAUUUGAUGUAGGGAAGAGGGCGGUCAGGGGUUACCUCACCUGGCUGCAGAACAACCUGUAAGAGUGUGUGUGUGUGUGUGUGUGUGUGUGUGUGUGUGCAAAUGAAUAAUGGGUGUACGCUUGUCUGUGUGUGUGGCCUUCAUACACAACCAAUUGCUCUGUCAAUUAUAGAUUUGCUAAAGGGCUUAUUUAUCUAUUCUUUAUGUCAAAAAAUAUAUGAUCUAAGCUCGGGGCCCUCGUGUACCUCCACAUCACGGCCACAAGCUUUUCACUGACGGAUUAAUAAACAAGCCGGUUCCACAUCAGCAGUUCACCCGGUCAUAUACACUUCAGAUGUACUCAUCACAAGGGUUGUAAAAAUGAUUUUAUACUUUUUGAAUAAAAGUAAAAACAAACCCUGAAUCGAAAGUU